Branchiostoma floridae (Florida lancelet) is the source of this 2699-nucleotide messenger RNA. RefSeq names its product neuropeptide FF receptor 2-like. The transcript is spliced from 3 exons. Lineage: Eukaryota; Metazoa; Chordata; Leptocardii; Amphioxiformes; Branchiostomatidae. The coding region runs from base 1 to 1086 and encodes 361 amino acids. The record is from RefSeq and is a predicted model, not a curated record. Gene Ontology annotation, biological process: G protein-coupled receptor signaling pathway. Gene Ontology annotation, molecular function: peptide binding; neuropeptide receptor activity. Gene Ontology annotation, cellular component: membrane.
AUGGCUACAAACAAUACAACCAUAGACCAGAUCCUCCUGCCUGUCGAAAGCAAUGGGUCCUACAUCCUUGACAUGAAGGAAUUGCAAAGGGAAAUGACGAGGCCUCUGCUGACAGCACUGCUAAUGGCGUUUGCCUAUUCCAUCAUCUUCCUGGUGUGUUUGGUUGGAAACUUGAUCGUGUGUGUGAUGAUCCUGAAGAGUAAGAGGACAACCAGCGCUACCGACUACUUCAUCUUUAACCUGGCAAUAUGCGACCUUCUGGUGGGCAUCUUCUGCAUACCCUUCACUUUCGUCAGCCACGUAUUCCCAGUACUAUCUCUGGGGCCAUUCGCCUGCAAGUUCAUUCCGCUGGCUCAGGGAGUCGCUGUGGGAGCAUCUGUUUUCACUCUGAUGGCCAUUGCAUACGACAGAUACAGACUGGUUAUUCACCCCAGCCAAAACAAGGCUCCUGUGAAGUACUGGUCCUGUAUCCUGGCCGGCGUGUGGGUGUCAGCCAUCUCCAUCAUGGUCCCCCAGGCCGUCGUUAGAGAGGAGAUCAGCCACAUGCUCCCCGGGGGAGACAUCAAAGUGUGUCUGGAGUUCUGGCCUUCCUACACCCAGCGGCAGGCCUACAGUGCCGCCCUGCUGGCCUGCUGCUACCUGGGACCGCUCGUCAUCUCCGCCUGCCUCUAUCUCAUGGUCGCUGUCACACUCCGCCGGAGGAAGAUCACCAACAACACCAUGCACGCCUCCCAGCGGUUCAACAAGGUAACGAAGAUGUUGGUCAUCGUGAUCGUGCUGUUCACGCUGUCCUGGAUCCCGCUCUACACCUGCUGGAUGGUGGAAGACUUCGGCAAGCUCACAGGGUCUAAGAAACUCAUACUGCACGAUUAUGUCUACCCUUUCGCCCAUUGGUUGGCCUUCUCAAACAGCUGUGUGAACCCGCUGCUAUAUGGGUACUUCAACAAGAGCUUGCGCAAACGGUUUCGGGACUCCCUAGUGCGCAAAUCUGACAAUGAGAUCACGGGAGGGAACAUCUCACUGAAGAUCAAGGCGAGCGUCAACAGAAAAGCCAUUCUGAAGUACCGCCGUAAUUCAAAUAAGUGAAUACGCCCGAUAACGCCGUAAGACGUUUAAGGGUAGGGUAUGAGGUACAACAGAUAUCUAUGGUAUACCAUAUCAACUGACCUGAUAUAGCAUACACUAAACUAUGUCAGAAUAACAGAAAUGCAUGACUCGCAAUCUUAUCUGGAUGCGAAAGUCUCUCACGUCAAUUAACGUUACCGUUGGAUUAAACAUGCAACUUUAUGCCUACAAAUCCAAUAAACAAACAGUACAUCUGGAGAUGUUUUGCUAGUUCGUUAGGCAAUAAAAGAAUGUUACCCAAAUCCAACAGUCGAAACGAUGUUCAAACUGCAAUUAGCCAUUAUCCGCAAGAGGCUCUUUUGAGCCGCAGCAGUGAGUGAAAAAACGUACGUGUCCGACCAUGGCUCGGAUCACGAAACAUCCCUACCUAUUCAUGCCAGUAAUACACAAGCUUUCAUGCCAAAUCAUUUUCAUAUCAGUUGGGAGCGAUGAAAGGGAAUUUGUUAUCCACCUAAGUACACGCUUUUCAUGUGACAUGUCCAAUUUUUUAUUUUGUGCUCAAACUCUUUUAGAGUCCACACUCGGAGUAACACAGGAACGCGACGUGAAAGUAUACACUACCAACCAAUUCAAGAAUUUAGCUUAUAAGCUGGUAAAUCAAGAUGUUUGCCCAGUCGCUGACGACAGUCGAUACUGUCUGAAACGUUUAACCGUUUCUAAAAGCAUACCAUUUGCUUAAUUGAGUAACUAUUAUUUGGCAAAUCGAUCCAACCUCAUUACUAUGUAGACACUGUCGGUUAAAAUUCAGCAAGUAUUGCAAAAAAAAUGCAUUCCAAGACGGGUAAGGUAUGAGCGACAAAAAAGGUCCACAAUGUCAGGAAGAUUUAGACUUUGCAUCGACGAGGGUAUCAAAUAAAUAACCAGUUUUAUCCAGAUCACAGGGCACAGGUACAUUAAGUAGUGCGUAUAAAAUUAUUGUAGUCUGCCAAGGUAGAAAGUCUUAUUUCAGUGGCAGUGAGGUACGGCCUGUGAAGCGGGAAUAUGUCAGUUUCAAAACUGUAUGAUUUGGAUUAUAAAGUUUCUCCAGUUCGUGUGUACAUGCGCCUCAUGGCGCAGACGUAACCAUCUUUCUUGGUGAGCCGUCUGCACUCAUUUGAUAUCCGCAGAUUGCAAUGGCAUUUCAAGGCGGGCGUCAGUCAAAAGGCGAUAUGCAGACAGAACUGUUUUGUUUUUGAAUAUUCUGUGGGCUGUUUAAUGAACUCAGAAAAUUUCCUUUAUCGUAUUUCUCUGUUGCACUAUACUAUAUAUGUUUUCCACGUCAAAAUCUGUCACCUUAGCUUGUGGUCCUUAACUAUACAAUAUAGAAAUCUCUUAGGCCGAAAACCUUCAGCAAACAGACAUGCAGGUGUGGGGGUGGGCUGGUGUCUCAAUCUCUCUGAGGACGCCGUUUGUUUUUACUCCAAGCCGCCGACACUGUAUCAGCCAUGACACUGGCGAAGACACGCAGACGUCAGUGUCUGAUGGUUGGCGGGAGAAGAAAAACAACAACCAUGAUUGUGGAAAACAAACCAUUUCGUUGUUUUGUGGCGAAUUAACUUUGCAUUUGAAUAAAAGUGCCAAAUUUAUAUGGUUUC